AUGGUCCUAGAGGCGGUGUCUCUCAUCGCUGGCUUCAAAUUGACUCUCGCUGAGAUCAGGAAACCUAUCAUCCCUCCCUCUGCCUACGCGCGCGUACCCAAGAGGCCUAUCCCCACAAGACGAUGCCUCAACACGAGCGGAAAACUAAACAACCCCGGAACGUACAUCCACCCCUCGUGUCUCAAGCCCGUACACCGCCUCCCAAACGAGCUCCUCUGCGCAAUCUUCGACAUCUACUGCGCAGAGUCAGCCUUGCCCAAGGACGCGUCGGCGAUUGUGCUGAGCCACGUUUGCCGAAGGUGGCGCGAAAUCAUCCUGCAGACCUCCGAAUUCUGGACGAACAUCGUCGUGCGGCGCGUGACCGAACACACUUCGGAUCGACUCCAGGCGUAUCUCAGCCGCUCGCGCACACGCGGAGAUCCUCACAUGCAGCCGCUGACGCUGGAUAUCGACCCGAAUCAAGAGACGACGCUGCUGGACGCGAUACUGAAGUCCGUGUUGCGCGAUAUCGGGCGCUGCAAGCACCUCAAGAUCUCGACGGACUUGCCUCGGAUCGACGCCUUCCUCGACCGUCUCCCGGCUUCGGGGGGCAUGACUCUGCUGACAUCCCUGGACUUCAAGGCAUACAUGUGGCGCUUCCCAGAAGGAAUCCCGUGGGCUCGGCUCACUAGCCUCUCCCUGGAUUGUCCAAUGACAGGCGACUGUAUCCUAGAACUCCUGCCCCGCUGCCCAGGCCUGGUGUCGCUGAACCUCAAAAAGGUAGUGGACACCCCUAUUACUCCGCCGCCCUAUGAAGAGGAAGGCGUCUCUUGGGUCGUCGUCUUAGCGGACCUCAAGACGCUCUCAAUAACUAGCGAUGACGCCCCAAAUGCCUUGUACGAACGCCUGUGCUGUCCGGCACUGCAGAACAUAGCACUCACCAAUAUAUCGUUCUCCAUGGCACCCAUCGAACCGACCAUUAUAGACGCGUUCCUUCGUCGUUCAGAGUGCAACCUCUUGUCCUUCACCCUUUCCGAUCCCGAGGCAGUGGAUGACCACAUUGUGCAAUGGCUCCGUCUGCCUUCUCUUCAAUCCAUCACCCACCUCACCCUCCAAAGCCCCUCCAUUUCUGCCCCCAUCCUCGACACACUCGCCGCAACCCCGACACCGCAUCAGCCCGUCCCACUCCCCAGCCUCACGGACCUCGAGGUCGCCAAGUGUGUCGCUGGUGAUUCGCACUUACUCGACAUGGUCGCCUCGCGCCUGGGAAGUGCUGACAGGACCGUAUCCAACUUGCGGAAUCUCAAGGCGACGGUGGACAGAGGCGUUGACCGUCAGCCGGCCGAUUUCACCACCCUGCGCAAGGCUGGCGUGAACGUCGAUGUGAGCUACGCUGAUCUGGCGGGGCAGAUCGAUUUCCUUGGUUUCAAUGCUUUGUCGUUUGAUUAG
Messenger RNA from Pleurotus ostreatus (oyster mushroom), 1428 nucleotides. RefSeq lists its product as uncharacterized. The record is from RefSeq and is a predicted model, not a curated record. Gene Ontology annotation, molecular function: protein binding. Bases 1 to 1428 code for a protein of 475 amino acids. NCBI's taxonomy places the organism in Eukaryota, Fungi, Basidiomycota, Agaricomycetes, Agaricales, Pleurotaceae. The transcript has a single exon.